AUGGUGAUGCAGACAUUGCGCCUGGCCACAAGGGAUUACAUGGACACAUGGAAGCCCGAAAAGCAAGAGCCAGCCCAGGAACUUGAGGAGCAGAGCGAGCAUCAGGAGGCCCCGCUCUCUGAGGAGCUUGUCGGGGUUGCACGCAGCGGCGCAGAGAGCGUGAAGCCGAUCCUGCAGCAGCUCUACCGCACGCGCGCGGCCGCCUACCAGGAAGCUGUCAGCAGCUUCGUGCAGGGCUACCGCGAGGGCUUUGCCGGCCUGCCGGACAGCGAUGAUGUGGCGGAUGAGUCACCGAAGGGAUCGCCAUCGGACGCAAGCAGAGCGCCGCCUGCCGACUCCCAAGGAGGCACAAUCACGAAUAACAACAACAAUGGCGGAGGUGGCGCGACCAACAACAAUAACAACAAUGGAGGAUCAGCGACAAACAACAACUACAACAGCUAUGUGGCGCCUGCAACUCCAGUCCCCACACCUAGCCCCACACCUAGCCCUCCCCCUUUCUGCCUGACCCCUCAGAAUGCGCUGAAUGACCAGUGCAGCUGCUACUGCCCCUGCCCCUCUCCGCCGCCCCCGGCCUCGCCCCCGCCGCCGCCGCCGUAUUACUCACCCACUCCCACUGGUGGCAUUGUGAACAACAACAACAAUGGCGGCGGUGGCAACAACAACAACAACAACAAUAACGCUGGAGGCGGUACAAUCACAAACAACAACAACAAUGGCAAGUAGAGGGUUGCUGCUUAAACAGGGGUAUCUUUUUCAGCAUGUGGAUGAGGAAGGCUUCACGUCUCACAAGAUGACGUGCACCUUAUGAAGGGAAUUUGCAGGGGAGUCUCAAUGGCCUGUCAAAUUUUGUUCUUGCUCUGUGCAGGCUAUUAGUGCUGACAUACUUUUGACCUUGGACGUCCUAUUAGAGAGUUCUCCCGCAGUUUACUCUAGAUAGUGCAUGCAAUGCAUCCAAUGGAUUUUGCUCAAGACAUGCUUAAUUGCUCUUAGAUUGCAAUUUGAUGAUCUUCCUGCUUGGACACUGUCAUCUGUGCGCAAAUUGAGUGCAAAGACGACGCUGCCUUUUGGUGUGAGUUGGUCUUGCAAGGCCUCAAGACGGAAACACUGUGCUCGCUUUGAUGGAAGUGCAUCUGGGCCCAAGUACCUGCUCUUCCUGUGCUGAGAUUUUGUUAUAUACAUAUUGCAGCAGAUCAAGAUGGAGGCUGCAGUGCAAAGAAACAGAAAUGAUGCUAGCUAGUCAACUCUAAGCAUUCACUUAAUCCGUCAUCCAUGCAUGAUGCAUGCAAAUGUUGCUCCUCGUGUUGCCUCAUUAAUGUUUGACUGAGAUCUGACUUCUGAAAUCAAUUGAAGGUUUGG
Messenger RNA from Coccomyxa subellipsoidea C-169, 1359 nucleotides. RefSeq lists its product as hypothetical. Lineage: Eukaryota; Viridiplantae; Chlorophyta; Trebouxiophyceae; Coccomyxaceae. The transcript is spliced from 8 exons. The record is from RefSeq and is a predicted model, not a curated record. Bases 1 to 726 code for a protein of 241 amino acids.